Vavraia culicis subsp. floridensis is the source of this 1392-nucleotide messenger RNA. RefSeq lists its product as uncharacterized. Bases 1 to 1392 code for a protein of 463 amino acids. The record is from RefSeq and is a predicted model, not a curated record. Lineage: Eukaryota; Fungi; Microsporidia; Pleistophoridae. The transcript has a single exon.
AUGCUAUCUGCACUGCUCUUCAAUUUAAAAUUGCUUCACAACUUAUUCUUCAACAGCGAGCUGAGAACGGUGGCAGCCAACAUCAACAGAGCGUUUUACUUCAACUUGGACGGUUCGAUUAUACACGGCUACUCCCACAAUGAAUAUGUGAGCGCUUUUCUUGCGAUUUCAUCCGGUUUGCAAGCACGUUUUGAAAAGUUGGAUAUCAUAGAUGACCAUGAAAUUUACGCAAUGUUCCAAUCCGUAUGUGACAACGCACCAGCGGAUUCGUACUAUAACCCGCGGUAUUUGAAGCAGUUCGCCAAUGAUGUAAAGCUUUCUAUUGAGAAAGAACGCAAGCUGAGGGUGCGUAGUAAACGUUAUCAGGCAGCAAGGCUUGUAGGUGGCAAGCUUCGCAGUGUAACGUGUUUUGACAGUGAAAAAGCCGCAAAAAUUGUUGUGAACCUGAUAUUAGAGAUAACAAACCAUGAUUAUGAUGACUAUAUGACAAUUUUUAGCUAUGAUUUUCGAAGCAAAUGCAAAUGUGAAUCUGGGAAUGAUAAGGCGACAGAGACGGUACGCUUGCUGUUCGCAACUUUAAAAGGAAGAUAUUUUUCGUUAGGUCGCACUGAUUCGUGCUGUUGCAGGUUGGCACGUCUUACUCGCACUGCAUUGCAAAAACCUACCAAGGAAAGCAGCACAAACAGUAAUAUGCCCAUGCUUAGCCGUAUUCGAAGAGCAUUACGAGAUAAGUUUGGAAAAAAGAACCGCCUGAUUGAACCUAACGAAUAUUGUAAGCCGCAAUGCGCCGGUAAAAUGAGCAAGUAUCUAAAACAGGUUAUGUAUUUUGCCGUUGAUCCUAAUUACGAAGCUUUUAGACAGCCAGACAGUCUCAUUACAACCCUAAAUGAAUACGCACAUUUUAACCAAAGCCCAAACAACGUAAUAAUAAUUAACAUCGACCUGAACGAUUUGAUAAUGCAAGGGCUCAUGCAGCUUAAUUCCACGAAAAAUUUCUCAAGGAAUAGUUUUUUGUCCAUUGCCUUUUUAAAUGAUACUUGUCACGGCGAAGCAAGCCUACUAUUCCGUAAUUUUCUGCUUUUUGUCGAACAGCUGGUCAAUUAUCACCGGCAAAGCAACUAUUUUAUCUUAGUUUUGAAAGAGUUUUGUGCACCGGAGCAGAUCAACUCGUCUAAUGCAAUUGGCAAAUACCACACUGCCAGUCAGCUCAAAGACAUUUAUAAAUCACUGAAACAAAAGAUCAAGGCCCUGUGCAACGCAAAGCCAAAGAUGAGCAAUGUGCUGUUCUUCAAUUACAAAGAUUUUAACUAUGAACAAGCAUUGAGCCAGAUUUGUAGAAGUAGCAGAUUUUUUGUAAAGAACAAGUGUGGCGAUACCUGUAUUUGUGACUGA